Molecule: messenger RNA, 989 nt
Organism: Habropoda laboriosa
Lineage: Eukaryota; Metazoa; Arthropoda; Insecta; Hymenoptera; Apidae
Gene: Ssk
Exons: 4
Coding region: 68-556 (162 amino acids)
Biological process (GO): septate junction assembly
Source: RefSeq, a predicted model, not a curated record
AGCACGCUUUUAUUUCAUUCGGUUCACCUGUUCUCGCCGUGAAAAGUUCGCAACGAGGAUAGUAAGCAUGGUGUCGUUAGAAACUGUCGCGAGUAUAGUGGUAAAGGGUCUGAAAUUGAUUAUUAAUCUCAUAAUCCUGAUCCUGUAUCGAGUAGGAUACAAAGGAGAAUUCCUCGGUGUCGGCGGAACAUGGAAUUUAAACGAGGACAAAAAUCCGGACGCGGAAAUCGUUGCCUCGGGAGUUCUAGUAGGAUUUUUCAUAUACACUAGCGUUGUUCUCAUCACCUAUUGCUUUGGAAGCACCAAUCACAAGAGGACACUCGUCGAAAUUAUCAUGAACUUCGUUGGAACUUUCAUGUUCAUCGCUGUCGGUGGCACAGCGCUUCAUUAUUGGCACGGUUAUCAACCGGAAAAUAAAUUCGACACGAUUGUCCAAGAACGACAGGUGGGCUUAGCUGUCGGAUCGUUAUGCGUUAUCGAAGGUGCAGCGUACCUCGUGGACUUGAUACUGAGUUUUCUGCAUUUCGCGAAGAAUCACGACGAGUUCUUAGAAUAAAGUCAAAGUUCUACGCGUGACAUUCGGAAUUGUCAUUUCGUCGCGUGUCACGAAAAGACGACUAAUCGGAGAAGCUUCGUUGUUGCAAAUAAAGAAAAGUUCAGUGUGUUGUGAUCCCGCGCGAACAUAAAGCAUCUUUCAUGAUAGAUAAAGUAUGGUCAUUAUUUAUGCUAAGUAAAGACGUAAGAAAGUCGAGAAAAUUUUUGACUAAUUCACCGUUCGAUUAACUAUUCCACGAGUAUUCGUCACUCACGUGUUAAUGUUUUGUACCGAUUCGACAAUGCGUGAUACAAUGUUUUGUACUUGAGUUAUCGAUAAGGUGUAUUAUUAAAUGUAAGAAGUAGCGUACGAGAUAGUAUUUAAUUUUUAUAAAACAUUGCUACAUUUUUAUUUCAUAGAGCAUGUAAGUCGUUCGUAAUUACCUGUUCUGACA